Messenger RNA from Malus domestica (apple), 1220 nucleotides. RefSeq names its product peroxidase 20. Gene Ontology annotation, molecular function: peroxidase activity; heme binding. Gene Ontology annotation, biological process: response to oxidative stress; hydrogen peroxide catabolic process. NCBI's taxonomy places the organism in Eukaryota, Viridiplantae, Streptophyta, Magnoliopsida, Rosales, Rosaceae. The record is from RefSeq and is a predicted model, not a curated record.
CUAGUAUAUACAUAUAUGCAUAUAGAUGAUGUUACUUGAUAUUAAUCCUGUUUUUUUCAAUGAUGUGGAGGAUUUUCUUGAGUUUAGUACUGGCAGCAGUAGUUUUGCAGGGCACUGAACCGCUGAGUGACGAAGAUGGACCUCUUGUUCUUGACUACUAUAGAGAACAGUGCCCUUUGGCGGAAGAGAUUGUGAGCCGUAGUGUUGCGGUUGCAGUGGCUAAAGAUCCUCGAAUGGCUGCUUCGCUCCUUCGACUGCACUUUCAUGAUUGUUUCGUCAUGGGGUGCGAUGCAUCUGUUCUUUUGGAUAGCUAUGGAGGCAUAACAAGUGAGAAACAAGCCGGCCCCAACCGCAAGUCUUUACGAGGAUUUAAGGUUGUUGAUGAGAUAAAGUAUCUCCUGGAAGAGGCUUGUCCAGGAACAGUUUCAUGUGCUGACAUUCUAGCCUUGGCUGCCCGUGAUGCUGUUGCACUGAGAGGCGGACCACGGUGGAAUGUGUGGCUAGGCAGGAGAGACUCACUGGAAGCAAGCUUCAACGGUGCCAACCAGUUCAUCCCUCCUCCGAAUUCCUCUCUAGAAACUCUCAUUGCCAAUUUCAAACAACAUGGCCUUGAUAUAGGAGACUUGGUUGCCUUAUCAGGUAGCCACACAAUGGGAGAGGCACAAUGUUUGAGUUUCCGGCAGAGGGUGUAUGAUGUGCAGCUGAGAGGAGAAUAUGAAUUGCACGAUAAAUACAAGCGAUAUACAACCUUUCGAAGAAUCUUAAGGUCCAUAUGCCCUGAAUCGGGGAGGGACCACGAACUAGCACCGCUGGAUCAUCAAACACCAACCAGAUUUGACAACCAUUAUUACAUCAACUUACUCCAAGGAAAGGGUUUGCUGGGGUCUGAUAAUGUGUUGGUCACACAAGAUGAUAAAGGGGAGAUAGUGAAGCUGGUGUGGGCUUACGCAUCCAAUGAGAAACUGUUCUUCGCUUCAUUUGCAGAGUCGAUGAUCAAGAUGGGAAAUAUCAAUGUACUCACCGGAAGCCAUGGAGAGAUCAGAAAGAAUUGUAGGUUUGUCAACACCUAAUUAAUAAGAAAUGCAUGGAGGUUGAGGGAGCUCAGAGACUGAGUGUUUAAUAUUAGUUUAUGUUGUAUUUCUACUAUUUCAUGCUGAUCUAUGACUGUGUUUAUGACUUCUUAGCCCCUUACAACAUUUAAAUAAUACUCGAAUUAUAAU